Messenger RNA from Meleagris gallopavo (turkey), 301 nucleotides. Lineage: Eukaryota; Metazoa; Chordata; Aves; Galliformes; Phasianidae. The record is from RefSeq and is a predicted model, not a curated record.
UCUGCUCUGUUCGACAUGAUCGAGUACUACGAGUCGGCCACGCACCUCAACAUCUCCUUCAACAAACACAUCGGCACGCGGGGCUGGCAGGCGGCCGCCCACAUGAUGCGGAAGACCAACUGCCUGCAGUACCUGGACGCCCGCGGGACGCCCCCUCCUCGACCACUCGGCGCCGUUUGUGGCGCGGGCGCUGCGCAUCAGCAGCAGUUUGGUGGUGCUGCACCUGGAGAACGCCAGCCUGUCGGGGCGGCCCCUCAUGCUGCUGGGUGAGAGAGCCCACAGUGACCCCAGUCACCCUAAC